GUGUCGUAAAGCUCGGACCUAUUGGGGUAUUAUUCCAGAGAGCAGGUUAUGCGAGUAUAUGUUUACUCAGAGUAAACGGAUAACCGCAACUUUUGGUUCCCAAAAAGUGUCCCUGGCUGAAGCAGAUGAGAAACAGCAGGAGGCUGUGGAGACCACUGAUCCGCUGGAAGUGGAGAAGUCUAACCUGAACGUACAGGUGGAGAUACUGCAAGGAAGAUUGCAGCAAAUGGGGAAAGUGCUCCAUGAGUCUUACAGGUGGUCUGCUGAUGAAAUGAAUGAGAUUCAUAUGAAGGAGGAUGAGAUGAAGAAGAGUGUGAUGCAAACAGUGAAGGUACUGAAGCUCUCCCUGGCUGAAGCAGAGGAGAAACAGCAGAUGGCUGUGGAGACCAUUAAUCAGCUAGAGGUAGAGAAGUCUGACCUGAAGCACCAGGUGGAGGAACUGCAAGGAACAGUGCAGGACAUGGGGAACGUGCUAACUGAGACUGAAAGGGAGUGUGACAAGUUAAUUAACCCUCUUACAGGGUCAUGGACCGGGGCCCCAUUGGACAGCCCGAGGGAGCCAUCAGAGGCCCACCUUGGGGAAAACAAGUAUGUACUGGCCCUCUGUCUCACAUCCAGCUCAAGUCAAGAGUUCAAAGAAUGGACUUUAAACCAGAAUGCAGUGUAUGUGUAUAUGUGUGUGUACACAUGUGUACAGAGAAGGUUCCCUACCAGCACAAUGUCACGGCAGGGCUGGAGUCGGGCUGAGAAGAUGAGAGGGUCAGGCAGCGGGGUGCUCGGCCAACAGAGCCCCGUCGCUCACAUGAAAGGUCAGCAGGAGAGGAGAGAACCCCAGACCCAGACAUAACACACGGAUCAGACUGCCCCCCGUGUCCCCUGAGAACUCCACCUCACCCCCACCACCGUCCAGCUGGAAUGUGCCUGCUCAAGUACAAGGGCCAGCAUUGACUAACAGUGGAGGAAAGGAACAAGUAAACUAACAUAAAAUACCCCCCCCCCCACACACACACACACACAC
This is a messenger RNA of Ictalurus punctatus (channel catfish), 1018 nucleotides long. RefSeq lists its product as uncharacterized. Lineage: Eukaryota; Metazoa; Chordata; Actinopteri; Siluriformes; Ictaluridae. The record is from RefSeq and is a predicted model, not a curated record. Bases 59 to 847 code for a protein of 262 amino acids. The transcript is spliced from 5 exons.